This is a messenger RNA of Physcomitrium patens, 3553 nucleotides long. Its product is annotated as CSC1-like protein ERD4. Gene Ontology annotation, molecular function: calcium-activated cation channel activity. Gene Ontology annotation, cellular component: plasma membrane. NCBI's taxonomy places the organism in Eukaryota, Viridiplantae, Streptophyta, Bryopsida, Funariales, Funariaceae. The record is from RefSeq and is a predicted model, not a curated record.
AAAGCUAGACUUGUCUCUUUGCUGCCGUGAGCUUGUGCGCCACAGCUUUGCCGUCGGGGCUCUCGCACUUGAUGAAACUCAAUCAAAUAAUCCUCCAUCGCCGUUAGUCACUUGCCGCAUCCUGUGCGUGUCGUCGAUGUCUUGAUCCCCCUUGUCGUGGCCUGAAUUCCGUUUUUUUGUGCGAAAUUGAAGCUCGGGGCUCGAAGCUAAAGCUGAAAGAAACGACGUGAUAGAGUUUCGGUUCGGACUCUUUUUUCAGUUUGAUCGUCGCUGGGCUGAGGAUUUCGCGUGAGAGAUUCAGCGGUGUUCGAUUCCUGGAUGUCUGCGCGCGAAGGAUUUUUUUUUUUUUUUUUUUUUUUUUUUUCCUCUCAUGCUUUCUGCUGUAAUAUUCGGGGCAUUGGAGAGUGCUACUGCCGGCGAGGGGGAGCUUUCUUGCUAUUGUUGAUGGCGGGAUGGUGCGAGAGAUGGGAUUGGUAGCGUAAUGCCGAGUCUCGCGUUGAUUAUUGUGGAUUUGAGGUUUUAGGAGUGCGGGAUUGAAGUGAGAAGAAAGGAGUUGGCAAGAUGGCCACCCAGACGUCGUUCCUUACGUCCCUGGUGACUUCUUUCGUAGUGUUUUGUGUGUUAAUGUUAGUGUAUUUUAUACUAUCUCGUCGGCCAGGAAACGCUCCGGUCUACUAUCCUCUUCGUAUCCUCCGGGGCGAGGAUGGAGCAGUGGCGGCCAAACGCCGAGGACCAUUCUCAUGGAUCACAGAGUCUUAUAGAGCUACAGAUGCAGAAAUCGUUGCUGCUGCAGGCUUAGAUGCUGCGGUUUACAUUCAUCUCUUCACUGCAGCUGUGGAGAUUAUUGGGUUGUCGGCGCUAUAUUGUAUACCUGUCCUGGUUCCUCUGUCGUCAACAAGCAGCUACAAUCAACAGCAACUCAGGACGACAGGCAAUUUCACAUAUCAAAAUUUUGACAAUUUAGGGAUGGCUAAUGUCGAGCCAAACAGCAGGAAGAUAUGGGCAUUUCUCAUUGGAAUGUUUUAUGUUUCUAUGGUGGUCUACUUCGUCUUAUGGAGAUCGUACCGUUGGGUCGUGGACUUGCGUGAUCGAGAAAUCGCUUCCUCGAACGCUCGACCUCAACAGUUCACUGCGCUGGUUAGAGAUAUUCCGAAGCCGAUGGGAAAGGAAACUCGUGCCCAGCAAGUAGAGAGCUUCUUCGCAAGAGUUCAUCCGGGCGCUUAUAAUCGAGUGCAACCUGUUUAUAACAUCAAACCGGUCGAGAAGCUCUUCAGCGAACGUGAAGACGCUUUGCGAAAACUCGAGCAUUCUGAAGCAGUUUGGGAGUUGUCAAAGCAAAAGGGUAACGGCGAUGGAGAGCGGCCUAUGCACAGGAUUGGAUUCAUGGGCUUGUGGGGCCGAAAGGUCGAUUCUAUCGACUACUGGAGACAGAAAAGCGAGGAAAUGAAACCCAAACUUGAUGCCGAGCAGUCUCGAACUCGCCAUGAUCUAGAGCAAGAUGCUGCGUUCGUCAUCUUCAAUGACCGGCGCACUGCCGCCGAAGCUUCUCAGGUGGUACAUGCACCUCACGCUCUGUUUUGGAAGGUAUCGCAAGCACCCGAACCCGAGGAGGUUGUGUGGAACAAUCUGCACAUCCAUGCAUGGAAUCGUGCUAUGAGAAGAAUCAUCGUCUCAGUUAUCACCUUCUUCUUGGUCAUAUUCUAUAUGAUUCCUAUAGCGUUCGUUGCGGGGCUCACAACCCUUGAGAAUCUGGAGAAACUUCUGCCUUUCACCAGUAACAUCACCAAGAUCCCAGUCGUCGGAGCCAUUGUCCAGGGAUAUUUACCCCAACUAGCGCUUCUUCUCUUUCUCUUUCUUCUGCCCAAGAUUAUGAUGGUGCUGUCGCACGCUGAAGGUUUCCCGUCUCAGUCCCAAGUAGUGCGCUCUGCCUCGUCGAAAUAUUUCUACUUCAUCAUCUUCAACGUGUUCCUCGGAGUUACCAUCUUCGGCGCUGUCUUCUCGAACCUCAGCAGUGUCAAAAUUCUCGUGCAACAGAGCCAGCUCUCAGCCAACAAAGUGGUGACGCUUUUGGGUUCCAAGCUGCCUCCAGUUGCUAGUUACUACAUAACAUAUGUCGCUCUCAGGUUCUUCAUUGGUUACGGUUUGGAAUUGUCCCGUCUGAUUCCUUUAUGCAUCUUUCACUUCAAGCGCAAAUUCAAGUGCAAAACCGAGCGGGAGCUCAAAGAGGCAUGGGCACCUGGGGCUUUCACAUACCACAAAAGCAUCCCCAAUGAUUUGCUCAUCCUCACAAUUUCUCUCUGCUACUCUGUGAUCGCCCCCAUGGUCAUUCCCUUUGCCUUCACGUACUACGUCCUGGGAUGGUUUGUCCAGCGCAAUCAGGCUUUGAACGUUCACGUUCCAGACUUCGAGAGCCAUGGUAGCAUGUGGCCCCAUAUCCACAACCGAAUCCUAGCAGCGCUCUUUGUCGCUCAAAUCACAGCUCUCGGUUACUUCGGAGUCAAGGAGUUCCUCUUCACCCCCAUUCUGAUUAUCCUUCCCGUCGCCACAGUCAUUUUCUACAUGUUCUGCAAAAAGAACUACUAUCCGUCUAUCGUGGUGGUGUCGCUUUGGACGGCAGCUGAAACGCCCAAGUCUCGGCCAUCCGAGGGAGCCAUCGCCUACGAGUAUACACCCUCGUGUUUGCAAGAGGGGCAUCCAGGCAUCCGCGACAGGCGUUCAAACUUAGCAACACAGUUCAACUCCACAAUCAAUGCAGUUGUUUAGGCCCUUGAGCCGUGCUCCGACGGUCGAUCAAAACUCGGUGCCACAGGAGCUCAUUCUUUCGGAACACCCAGAACUCACAUGUGGGUUCAACCCUGUUGUUGUUGUAGAAAUCAAAGAAGUCAUCAAAGAGCAAGGUCACAAAUUUGAAUUGCAAAUGCACAGCAGUUCUGAUCAAGUCUGGACAUAGCACAAAGGGAAGCAGCGAAAUAUCAGGGGCUAGAAUCGAUCCCCAUUUGAGCCAUGGUCUUCUUCUGGUUGGCUUGUGCGGAGAGCACCUUUGCAGCAAUCUCACCUUCGACAAUCCGUGCAUCUUGCGUUUCUGACCGACUUCUGACUUGCUAUUGUGCAAAAACCAAGCAUCUUUCUGCCUUCCGAGCAUGUGAAUAAGUGAUUGUUGGUGGAGUCAUGGGUGUUCUCGUCUGCUGCUUCCGGGACCAUGUGGAUCGCAUCGUGUGCUGGACAAAGUUGUCUCCGAAACCGCCGUGGAUUUUAUCACCGACACUGUAUCCUAUGUACUUUGUACCCUUCUAUACUUUUCACGCAUUUUUUUAUUUUUUAUAGUCUUCGUGUUCAUCUUCGGUAUUAAGAAAGAACUUUGUAUAUCUGUGUAUUAGUGAAAUCGUUUGAGCUGAAGUUAUUUAUUGGUGACUUCAAUUGAAAGUUGGAAAAAUGCCAAGAUCGUGUGCAUCCGAUGCACAACGUGCUUAUAUUGGUGUGUGUUGAAAUUUUAACUUCUAAUGUGACAUUAAAGUUCAUAAGUACUGCUUGGAAAACUUAUUUUUAUUUUUAC